Messenger RNA from Lampris incognitus (smalleye Pacific opah), 693 nucleotides. Its product is annotated as trichohyalin-like. NCBI's taxonomy places the organism in Eukaryota, Metazoa, Chordata, Actinopteri, Lampriformes, Lampridae. The record is from RefSeq and is a predicted model, not a curated record. The transcript is spliced from 6 exons. The coding region runs from base 1 to 693 and encodes 230 amino acids.
AUGAGACUGAAGCAGCCAGUGGACGUGGUGGUGGUGGUGUAUGUGCUGAGACUGAAGCAGCUGGUGGACGUGGUGGUGGUGGUGUAUAGAGACAGGAAGAGGAGGGUGAAGGUAUAUUUGAAAACCGACCAACUACAACGACCAGCAUCUCACAGCAGACAGAGGUGUGUGUUGGUGUCGGGCGAGCUGCAGUGUGGGGAGCAGACUCUACUGAAGAGGAGAGCUGAGCUCAGAGAGGCUGACAGACUUCUGCUGGAGGCACAGAGCUGCUUACACAACUCUACACACAAGGUGGAGCAGCAGGAGCAGAGACUGGUCAAAAGGCGAGUGGAGGAGCGAGCUGCAUUGGAAAAACUAGAGGACGUCACAGAGGAGGCGCAGCAAAUUCAGAACAGAGUCAAGGAGCUGUGCGUGCUGCUUAGUGAGAGGAGGUGUGUAUUAUUCAGUCUGAGAGGGGAGGAGCACAGACUGGGGGCGCUGCAGUCCGACCCAACUUCAGACGGAACAGAGCUUAAACAAGUGUUGCAGCAAGUACUGGAGGAGCAGCAGAGGUUGAAGGGAGUGAAAACCGAACUAACUCAGAGUCAGCAGCAGCUCCACAGGAAGCAGAAACAACUGGACAGGAAGCAGGAACAACUGGACAGGAAGCAGGAAGAACUGCAGAGGAAACAAGGAAUGAUGGACAGCAAGUAG